AGAGCGCGGAAUGCAGCUCACCGCCAGGAUGACGUAGAAUUCGCUUUCGAAAUCGGCAGUGGACUCUUGACUGAGGUCCGCCGCCUGCAGAGUCUGCUUGCGGAGCGUGACAAGGCGAUCCAGGACAUGAAAGAGGAGAAGGAUGACCUGGAGAGGACGGUCGAGAAUCUCCGCACCGCUUUACGGCAACAGGAGCAAAGCGCAGAGAAGUACAAGGAGGAGAACUGGAACCUCGAGGUCACCUUGCAAGAGAUCAGGGUUCAGCUCAAUGAAAGCCAGGGCAAUGUCCAGCGACUGGAGGGCGAGCACAAGCGUCUAACCAAGCAGCUAAACCAGUCGCGUGAUGCAGCCGAGCAACACAAGAACGAGGCUGAACGCCAGAAGGUCGCCUACGAUGAGCUCAAGGCCAAGCACGAGACCGACGUU
Messenger RNA from Gloeophyllum trabeum ATCC 11539, 426 nucleotides. RefSeq lists its product as uncharacterized. The annotation marks the transcript as partial. Gene Ontology annotation, molecular function: tubulin binding. The transcript has 3 exons. The record is from RefSeq and is a predicted model, not a curated record. Gene Ontology annotation, biological process: dynein-driven meiotic oscillatory nuclear movement; establishment of mitochondrion localization; microtubule cytoskeleton organization. Lineage: Eukaryota; Fungi; Basidiomycota; Agaricomycetes; Gloeophyllales; Gloeophyllaceae. Gene Ontology annotation, cellular component: mitochondrion; cell cortex.